CCCCCAGGCGGUAGCGGCGGCGGCAGCGGUGGCGACAUGAGCAGCGGGGCGGCGACCGGGACGGGGCGGGGGCGGCCCCGGGGCGGGGGGCCUGGGCCCGGGGACCCCCCACCCAGCGAGACACACAAGCUGGUGGUCGUGGGCGGCGGCGGCGUGGGCAAGAGCGCGCUGACCAUCCAGUUCAUCCAGUCCUACUUUGUGUCUGACUACGAUCCCACCAUCGAGGAUUCCUACACCAAGAUCUGCACAGUGGAUGGCAUCCCAGCCCGGCUGGACAUCCUGGACACCGCAGGCCAGGAGGAGUUUGGUGCCAUGCGAGAGCAAUACAUGCGUGCUGGUCACGGCUUCCUGCUGGUAUAUGCCAUCAACGACAGACAGAGUUUCAACGAAGUAAGCAAGCUCUUCACGCAGAUCCUCCGUGUCAAGGAUCGGGACGAUUUUCCCAUCGUGUUGGUUGGGAACAAGGCGGACCUGGAGACCCAGCGUCAGGUGCCCCGAUCCGAAGCAUCCACCUUCAGCGCCUCCCACCACGUGGCCUACUUCGAGGCCUCCGCCAAGCUGCGCCUCAAUGUGGACGAAGCCUUUGAGCAGCUGGUGCGGGCUGUCCGACGAUACCAGGAACAAGAGCUGCCGCCCAGCCCACCCACCACUCCUCGCAAGAAGAAUGGGGGCUGCCCCUGUGUCCUCCUGUAG
Messenger RNA from Chrysochloris asiatica (Cape golden mole), 693 nucleotides. RefSeq names its product related RAS viral (r-ras) oncogene homolog (gene RRAS). Lineage: Eukaryota; Metazoa; Chordata; Mammalia; Afrosoricida; Chrysochloridae. Gene Ontology annotation, molecular function: GDP binding; GTP binding; GTPase activity. Bases 37 to 693 code for a protein of 218 amino acids. Gene Ontology annotation, cellular component: plasma membrane. The transcript has 6 exons. Gene Ontology annotation, biological process: signal transduction. The record is from RefSeq and is a predicted model, not a curated record.